AUGGACAGAAAACCCGGAGUGGAUUACAGCGUCCUGCGCCCCCUUAAUGGACCGGACUCUGCAAGCCAUUCCACACUGGAAUUACUCAAUGUUCAAUCACUGACAAACAAAGCCAGACUCAUCAACGACCACAUCACAGACAAGGAAAUUGACAUUCUCUGUCUUACAGAGACCUGGCAACAGCCUGAGGUCUACUCUGCCCUCAAUGAGGCCUGUCCCCCUGGGUACAGCUACCUCAGCAAGGCCCGGACUACCGGUCGGGGGGGUGGCCUCGCUGUUUUUCACUGCAGCGCCAUUCAAACCUCUCUACUGUCUGCCCCACCCUUCAACACUUUUGAACAUCUGGUUUUUAAUUGCAAACACAUCACAUUGCAUAACACCACCUCUGCAACCAUAGCACUCAUUUAUCUCCCCCCCAAACCACAUCCAUCAUUCCUCUCUGAAAUUCAUGACUUUCUCAUCUCACUUUGCACCUCACACUCAAACAUUCUGGUUUUGGGGGACUUCAACAUUCACAUGGACUCACUCUCCUGCAAACUGGCUGCUGAAUUGAAACAGGUUCUGGACUGCCUCAAUCUCCACCAAUCCGUUGUUGGACCCACCCACACAAAGGGCCACACACUGGACCUGGUCAUCACAGAUUCCAUCCACAUCUCAGACCUUCACGUCCAGGACAUUGGCAUUUCAGACCAUUAUGCAGUCACCUUCAGGACCCCUCUACCCUCCCCCCUCACCAAACCACAGCGCCUUAUAUCAUUCAGAAAUUUCAAGAACAUUGACUCCACCUCCCUCAGUCAGCAUCUCCAGCUUCUCUCUCCUCCUCCAAACACAUCACUUACUGAUCUCAUGGACUACUACAACCACAAUCUUCGCUCUAUCCUUGACUUUCAUGCUCCACUAAAAACCAGGACAGUCACCUUCACCCGUUCUGCCCCCUGGUUCACAGAGGAGCUGAGACUACUGAAAAAGGACUGGCCGAGUCCUGGAGCGGGCCUAUGUCACAUCUGGGCUGACGGUGCACAAGUUGGCCUACCAGGAACAUCGUCGGAGAUAUGCCAAUGA
Xyrichtys novacula (pearly razorfish) is the source of this 1062-nucleotide messenger RNA. The record is from the annotation of a GenBank genome assembly. Lineage: Eukaryota; Metazoa; Chordata; Actinopteri; Labriformes; Labridae.